Amorphotheca resinae ATCC 22711 is the source of this 564-nucleotide messenger RNA. RefSeq lists its product as hypothetical. Bases 11 to 367 code for a protein of 118 amino acids. The transcript has a single exon. The record is from RefSeq and is a predicted model, not a curated record. NCBI's taxonomy places the organism in Eukaryota, Fungi, Ascomycota, Leotiomycetes, Helotiales, Amorphothecaceae.
GCCCGCGAUUAUGCCUCAUGCUUCUGUAAGCGUUGAAUUAUUAUGCAUCGUGACUUGGCAGCUGCGAUGGCCUAUAGGACCUGUCUUGAGCAGUCAUGCUGUCGAGAGCGUGUGGCUCGAAUGUCGACAUGUCGAAUGCUCGUCCAAGCGCCCCCUCUCAACUCUUCAAGCCUCCGCGUCUCCCCAAGGAGUACGAGGUGUUUAUAUUUGCUACUGGACAGUCCGCCGCACUUCAAAGCGAUCAGACAUUCUACAUGAAACAUCGCUAGCCUCCACUCUUUCGUCUGAUGCUGACGAACUACCCUUGAAUUCGCGUGGCAACGGGCAACGGGCAACGGGCAGCGCCACGCCGCAGCAGUACUUGUAGCAAGUAUAGUAUAGGUAGGAACCUGUGGAUAAGGACUCCCUUUUACAGUCCCUGCUAGGAUGCCCGAUUAGAUUCACAGAUUCAACGGCGCCUUACGCAUUCAACGACGCCACUGAUGGGUAUCGAAGAUCCGAAUGUUCUUCCAGAAAUUCCAUCCAUCGCUUCAGGAAAUUGCUGCCUCUGCAACGAUCACACAU